AUGGGGACGGAGCGUCCAUACAAGAGUUGGAGCAUCCAUACCCGAUCGGAGAUCAUCGCCAACUACAAAGUCAUGGAACGGAUCGGCUCCGGCGCCUACGCCGACGUCUACCGCGCCCGUCGUCUCUCCGACGACCUAACAGUCGCUCUCAAGGAAAUCCACGACUACCAGUCCGCUUUCCGCGAAAUCGAAGCGUUGCAGAUGCUCCAAUGCUCUCCGAACGUCAUCGUCAUGCACGAGUACUUCUGGCGCGAAGAUGAAGACGCGGUUCUCGUUCUCGAGUACCUCACCACCGAUUUGGCUACGGUUAUUUCCAAUGCUGCCAAGGAAGGUGUUUCACUUCCUGUUGGUGAGAUGAAACGGUGGAUGAUUCAGAUUCUUUCUGGUCUUGAUGCCUGUCACCGGAAUAUGAUCGUUCAUCGUGAUUUGAAGCCUUCUAAUCUCUUGAUUUCGGAUAGUGGUGUUCUCAAAUUGGCUGAUUUUGGACAGGCAAGGAUACUCACCGAACCUGGAUUUGAUGCUUUUGAAGGGAAUCCUCCACCGUGCGAGCAUGAUGGUUUUAAUCAUGAAAGUUCACUUCAUCAUCCUGAAGCUUUUCCUCUCACCAACAACUUAAGUCAAUUUGGAAGUGGAAAUCAAGAGCAGGGAAGCAGUCAUAAUGAGUAUUUUAGUGUUUUAGAUGAGCUGAAAACAAAGAGACCUGUGGAUGACAUUGAAAAGGAUACAAACAUUCCAGAUGGAAAUACUUCUUGUCUUGCAACGUGCACAACAAGUGAUAUGGAUAAUGAUCCUUUGAGAACUUCUUUUAGUUUUGAAACAAUGGAGCAGGAAGAUAAAGAAGAUGGUGGUUUCACAUCAUGUGUUGGAACUCGUUGGUUCCGGGCUCCCGAGUUGCUUUACGGAUCCACAAACUAUGGUCUAGAAAUUGAUCUCUGGUCACUUGGCUGUAUUUUUGCGGAGCUUUUGACUCUGAAACCCUUGUUUCCUGGAACGGCUGAUAUUGACCAGCUCAGCAAAAUUAUUAAUGUUUUAGGCAACCUUGAUGAGAGAGCUUGGCCUGGCUGCUCAGAACUUCCUGAUUACAGAAUAAUCUCUUUUAGCAAGGUAGAAAACCCUCCUGGUGUUGAAGCCUGCCUGCCCAACUGCUCAGCCGAUGAAGUAUCUCUUGUCAAAAACCUGGUUUGUUAUGAUCCGGCUAGGAGGGCUACAACAAUGGAGCUACUCCGUGACAAGUACUUUAACGAAGAACCUCUUCCUGUGCCCAUUUCUGAUUUGCGAGUUCCUCUGACUAGAAAUACAGAAGAUGAGGAUUCUAUUGGUGGGUGGCAGGAUUACAAUGACAUGGGUUCUGAUUCUGAUUUCGAUGACUUUGGCCCUAUGAAUUUCACCAGAACUGACACCGGUUUCUCCAUACAGUUUCCUUGA
Lathyrus sativus (Indian pea) is the source of this 1425-nucleotide messenger RNA. The record is from the annotation of a GenBank genome assembly. Lineage: Eukaryota; Viridiplantae; Streptophyta; Magnoliopsida; Fabales; Fabaceae.